AAAUACAAUUGGUGGAGCCAUUCGUCAAUAUGGAGGAGGAGCAAGAAAUACAACCAACAGUCCCGGAAUCGUCCAAUGUUCAACAGGUAUACGUCUUGCAGUCUGAUAUGGAUCGACUUACGAACCAACGGAACCACGCCAGCAAUAGGAUUUCCCAUAUCAUCGAAACAAUGGAGGCUUUCCAAAAUGAUGUGGUGAUGAUCGAAACGCGACGCGACAUGCUAAAGCAAGCAUACACUGCUUACGAUGCCGUUCAAAAUUCUCUCGAACAACUGAUGCCUGACGAGAUCUCAACAAGGGACGCAGUGGAAUUAAAAUACAUUGCGGGUAUGGCAGCCUUCGAAAAAACUAUCAACAACCAAAAGAAGACCGAUGUGCCCCCAAUAUCCAAGGACGCUAUACGACUACCUACGAUCGAUUUGCCAAAGUUCAGUGGUUCAAGCGAACAAUGGCUUGAAUGGCACGAUAAAUUUAAUUCGUUGAUUCAUUCAAGGGCAAUACCAGGAAUACAAAAAUUGGAAUAUUUAAAAGUAUCUCUACGUGGUCCAGCGCUCGCCAUUAUUGAUUCUCUGCCGACAACUGAGAACAACUAUCAAAUCGCUUACGACUUACUAACGCGAAGAUAUAACAACCCGAAACAGUUGAUCCAACAACACGUCCGGGAAUUAUUCGAACUCAAACCGGUGGAAACUGAGUCAGCAGCUAAUCUGAGAGUGUUAUUUGACAGCGCACGAAAACACAUCAGAUGCCUGCAGAUAUUGGAACAACCAGUUCAAAGCUGGGAUGCUAUGUUGAUCCAUAUGAUGUCCAACAAACUAGACGCGUACACUCGCAGGCAAUGGGAAACAGCAGCGUCCGGAGUAACACCGCCCACCUACGAACAAUUGGAAUCUUUUGUAUUGGACCGAUGCCAGGUAAUUGAAGCUAUCUCGGUCAAACGCAAAAAUCCUUAUGAAAACACUGCAGGCCCUUUGAAGCGUGUAAAAAAUGUCGUGGUGGUAACUGUUGAAGAUGCAACGGUCGGCAUCAUACCUCACUUCAUCGGGACAAUCAUCGAAUCUAUGAUACCAAGCAAAAUAACAGCAAGUGUAAUCAAUCACCAGACACAGCUAUCCUCCCCACAGCAUCAAUCUUAGUACGUAUAAAGGAAAAGUCUGUCGAGUAUUGCUAGACUCCGGGUCUCAAACUAGUUUUGCUACCAAGUCGUUUAUACAGAAAACAGGGAUAUCAACGAAAACCACCCGGGUAAACGUCCAAGGAUUUGGUAACACUAACACAAUAGUGCAAGAAAAAGCCACUAUUUCGAUCAAGUCUCGUAUAAGUGAUUAUCAAAGGUCAAUCACGGUACUUAUUACGGACAGCAUAACAGAUUCCGUUCCCAACAACGACAUUGUAAUAGAUGAAUGGGAUUUACCCGAACUACUUUUGGCUGACCCUGAAUUCAAUAAAUCAAGGCCAGUCGAUUUAUUGCUUGGUAUUUCAAUAGUACUGGACGUUUUAAGAAGUGGGAACCAUCAAGUUGGACCAUGCCUACCGUUUAUGCAGAACACUAGUUUGGGAUGGAUAGUAGGAGGUUAUUUACAAAAAUGAACGAAAAUCGCAAAUUAACUCAGUUUAUGCAAGAAAAUAUCCAAGCUUACAACACUCUAUCAUGGACCGAAGAAGAAUCUGUUUUUGAGCAACUGUUCCUUGAAACAACUUUGAGAAAUAAAGAGGGGAGGUUCGUGGUACGUUUACCCUUGAAAGAAACUUACGCUUUAUUGGGUCAAUCCAAGAAUUUGGCAUUGGACAGAUUUCUCAAAUUGGAACGUAGAUUUGAACGCGAUCCCUUGUUACAUGAACAGUAUAGAGAAUUCAUGCUUAAUUAUUUGGAUCUAGGUCAUAUGGAAAAGAUCAAUGAGGAACAGAUAGCAGAGAACCAGGCACAUUUCUACUUCCCUCAUCAUCCUGUCUUAAGACCUGAUAGUGCGACGACCAAACUACGAACUGUUUUUAAUGGAUCAGCCCAAACGUCUAGCGGAUUAUCAUUAAAUGACGUUUUGUUAACCGGCCCUACCAUACAGCAAGACAUUUUCAGUAUAUUAUUGAGGUUCAGAUGCUAUCGCUAUGGAAUCACGGGAGACAUUCAAAAAAUGUUCCGACAAAUUUUGGUUCACGAAGAAGACAGAAGGUUUCAACUCAUACUGUGGCGAUUUUCAUUGGAAGAACCUAUAAGUACGUAUCAAUUGAACACCGUAACGUAUGGAACUUGCUCAGCUCCAUUUACUGCUGCUCGCUGCCUAAAACAACUAGCAAUUGAAUUCCAAUCUGAGUUCCCUGAAGCUUGUAAAAUCAUUGAGAAAGAUUUCUACAUGGACGACGUUCUAUUUGGCCACGAAGAUGAACAAAAACUGAUCCUACUAAAGGAACAACUUACCCGUAUACUUAAAAGUGCAGGUUUCGAACUUCACAAUUGGAAGUGUAAUGACCCAAAGACGGUUAUAGAAGAACAAAAUACGUCAACGAAAAUCCUCGGCCUCCAGUGGAACACCUUCAAAGAUCUGUUAAGCAUUACGAACGAAAUCGACAUAGAAGCGGGAACCACGAAACGCAACAUUCUUGCAGAAGUGCAGAAAAUAUUCGACCCCCUUGGAGUGAUUAGUCCUGUUGUAGUACAAGGGAAGAUUCUUAUGCAGAAUAUUUGGUCCCAUAAGCUGCAGUGGGAUGAAAAACUACCAAACGAUAUCAUUUCUGAAUGGACUUGGUUUUGCAAGCAGAUAUGUGAUUUGAAGUACAUCCAAUUUCCAAGGUAUACGUCUUCUUCGGGACAGUUUACAGAACUCCAUGGAUUUUCUGAUGCUGCCAAACGGGCUUAUGGAGCUGCUAUAUAUGUUCGUACUGUUGCAUUUGAUGGAAAAGUAACGGUUCAUCUAAUGUGUGCUAAGUCAAGAGUAACUCCACAAAGUGCGAAUAAUAAUAACAACGACUUAACCAUCCCUAGACUUGAAUUAAGAGCAGCUGUAUCAUUGGUAGAAUUGAUGGAUAAGGUCCGAAGUGCUUUGACUAUCCCAAUACAAGGCAUUCAUUACUGGACGGACUCGAUGGUAACUCUAGAUUGGAUUGCCAACCCAAACAGAUCACGGCCACAAUUUGUAAGCAACCGGGUGAAGAUUAUUAAUGAAAAAACUAAGUUAGAAGCAUGGCACCAUGUUCGCUCAAAGGACAAUCCAGCGGAUCUAAUAUCCCGGGGAAGCUCUGCCAAGAAACUGAUAAACAAUCAACUGUGGUGGAAUGGGCCAAUCUACCUACGAGAAGACAAUAAGAAAUGGAACUUUGAAUCAACAUUAAGUUUAAAAACAACUGUUCAGAUACAAAGGUCCACAAAUGAUACUGACUCACCGUUUGCUUUCAUUGAAAAGGUAUCAAACCUAGGAAAACUCCAAAGAAUCGCUGCUUACUGUUUGCGUUUCGUCCAAAAUUGUCGAUCCAAAUCCAAACCAGGUGAUCGUCUCACAGGAAAAAUUACCAUUUGGGAAAUUCGGCGAGCUCACAAAACUAUCAUCAAAACAACACAACAACGUUUUUACGCGGAAGAAAUAAGCUGUAUAAAGAAAAAGAAACCACUCUCCGGUAAAAGCGUUCUGCUCACACUGAAUCCUUUCAUAGAUGUCGACGGAUUAAUGCGUGUUGAUGGCCGAAUUCAAGCAGCUGGAAUCUCAUUUGAUCAGCAACAUCCAAUCAUUCUUCCUCCCAAGUCAAACUUUACACAAGUGGUUGUAAGAAAUUAUCACUUAUCGUACCUUCACAUUGGACCUCAAUCGCUGUUAUACACGGUUAGAUUAAAAUACUGGGUUCCAAAGGGAAAAUCAUUAACACGAAAAAUAAUUCAUCAGUGUAUGACAUGUUUUCGCAAUAAACCCAAACCACUGAACCAAAUCAUGGGAGAAAUUCCGGAAGUAAGAUUGAAUCCGGGAAAACCCUUUAAAGAGUGUGGUGUCGAUUUUGGUGGACCUUUUAUCAUUAAAGAGAACUUUGUAAGAACUCAAAAAACAUUGAAGGUUUAUGUGGCAUUGUUCAUUUGUCUUAAAACUCGGGCAGUUCAUCUGGAACUCGUCAGUAGCCUGACAAGCGCAUCAUUCAUCGCAGCUUUAAGACGAUUUUCCGAAGUUCGGGGUCGUAGUGCGAUAAUUUAUUGUGACAAUGCGACUAAUUUUACUGGGUCCAAAAAUGAAAUCAAAUCAUUAAAAACCAAUUUCAAAUGCCAAGUAGAACCAGAUAUUCAAGACUUUUGCACGAAUGAAGGCGUUGAUUGGAAGUUCAUUCCCCCGAGAUCUCCGGCAUUUGGUGGUAUUUGGGAAGCGGGUAUCAAGAGUGUGAAAUACCACUUGCGGCGUGUUCUGGGUUCUUCAACACCCACAUACGAAGAAAUGUUAACUUUAAUGAAGCAGAUCGAGGGGUGUCUUAACUCAAGGCCUAUCUCUCCAAUAUCUUCGGCGUCUAGUGAUCCCAUUCCUUUGACACCAGGACACUUUCUGAUAGGUGAACCGAUAACUGCUAUGCCAGAGGAAGAUUUAAUAACCGAUCCACCAAAAUUACUCAAUCGCUUUGAACAAGUGCAACGAAGUGUUCAACUAUUUUGGAAACGUUGGCAGAUGGAAUACCUCAACAAUUUACAGCAAAGAACAAAAGGGUUAUCAACGGCCAAACCAGAUUUGUUAGUUGGUCAAUUAUGUCUUGUUAAAGAGGAAAACCUGCCACCAUGUGUUUGGAUCACCGGGCGAGUAACAAAGGUACAUCCUGGACCAGAUGGACAUGUACGUGUGGCCUCUUUAAAAACACCUAGAGGUGAAAUCAAAAGAUCGAUUGCCAAGUUGUGCCCUUUACCCGUUGAAUAGUUUGCGUGGGGGGGAGUAUGUUGAGAUUCAAUAAAGCCUAACCCUAUAAGUUAUUUUCUUGACUUUAUUUCUGGCAACCCUUCCAGCAAUUGUGCAUGUGUUCGUAACAAUGUCAACCCACUGCCCCCGUCCGGUUCUGUCAAGUCAGUCUUUUCUCAACCAGUGACCUAAACAGACGUGCCUAAUAGUCCUUUCAGUGUUACACAAAUAGGAAAGAGAGAUGGGGGCUCAUUUACAAUUUUUCGCAUAAUUCGAGAAUUAGUCGAGCAAAUGGAAACAACUUUGGCAUGGGAAAGCAUUUGGAUACGUUAAGUGGUUAUUUGGCUAUUUGAGACUUCUUUCCCCUUCAAUUGGGGAUACAUUUAGGGAAGACGGGAGCUCACAUACGGUUGCUUUGCAUAAACCAAGUACUUAUCUAACAAAUGGAACCA
Uranotaenia lowii is the source of this 5305-nucleotide messenger RNA. RefSeq lists its product as uncharacterized. The record is from RefSeq and is a predicted model, not a curated record. Bases 1560 to 4874 code for a protein of 1104 amino acids. Lineage: Eukaryota; Metazoa; Arthropoda; Insecta; Diptera; Culicidae. Gene Ontology annotation, molecular function: nucleic acid binding. Gene Ontology annotation, biological process: DNA integration. The transcript is spliced from 3 exons.